GAUUAGUUCCAAGUCCACUUCGUUUUAUCUAAUUCAUGUGCUAUACUACAAUGUUUAGAAAGCCAUUACACUGCAUACGACAUCUUGUCCAUAAAGAAUGUCGUCGAAUUAUUUGUGCACGACAGUUGUACACAGAUGACGUCGCUCCUAUUGGCACCAGUCCAGACACAAAUGCUCCAGAAUAUCAGGAGAACUAUUCUCGGAUGAAAAGUCUGGUGGAUGAACUCAAGUCAAAAGUAGAUGUAAUUCUGCAGGGUGGAGGAGCUAAAUCCAGAGACCGUCAAACCUCGAGAGGAAAGAUGUUACCAAGGGAGAGAAUAAAUACGCUACUAGAUGCAGAGUCUCCAUUUCUGGAACUGAGUCAGUUGGCUGGAUACAAUCUGUACAAGGGAGAAGACGUCCCAGCUGGAGGCAUCAUCACUGGGAUUGGUCGAGUUUCAGGGGUGGAGUGUAUGAUAGUAACAAAUGACCCCACGGUGAAAGGUGGAUCGUAUUAUCCAAUCACAGUGAAGAAACAUCUCCGGGCCCAGGAUAUAGCUAUGCAGAAUAAUCUCCCUUGUAUAUAUCUAGUCGACUCCGGUGGUGCUAAUCUUCCAAGACAUUCGGAAGUGUUUCCUGAUCGCGAUCACUUUGGUCGGAUUUUCUACAACCAGGCGACAAUGUCAGCUGCUGGUGUUCCUCAGAUUGCUGUUGUGUUGGGAAGCUGUACGGCGGGUGGUGCCUAUGUCCCAGCCAUGUCGGAUGAGAGUAUUAUCGUACGCAAACAGGGAACUAUUUUCCUGGCAGGUCCUCCACUUGUGAAAGCGGCCACAGGGGAGGUGUGGUCAGCAGAGGAUUUGGGUGGGGCUGAUUUACAUUGUAGUCAGUCAGGAGUUACAGAUUACUAUGCUCUGAAUGACGAACAUGCACUGCACCAAGCUAGACGAGUUGUCAGUAACCUCAACUACAAGAAAACACCUAACGUAACAAUACAAACUCCAGAAGACCCACUUUAUCCAGCAGACGAAAUAUACGGUAUUGUCGGGGGCAACCUGAAAAAGACAUUCGAUGUCAGAGAGGUUAUAGCAAGGAUUGUUGAUGGCAGCAGGUUUGAUGAAUUCAAGUCGAUGUACGGAGAAACUCUUAUCACAGGGUUUGCUCGAUUGUGGGGCUAUCCAGUUGGAAUAAUAGGAAACAACGGCGUCUUAUUCUCCGACUCUGCCUUAAAGGGCACGCAUUUUAUUGAGUUGUGCUGUCAACGUGGUAUUCCAUUAAUAUUUUUACAGAACAUCACAGGUUUUAUGGUUGGCCGAGAAGCUGAGGCAGGUGGGAUUGCUAAAAACGGUGCUAAAAUGGUAACAGCCGUUGCAUGUGCCCAGGUCCCCAAGUUCACCGUUAUAAUUGGCGGGUCCUAUGGAGCAGGGAAUUAUGGGAUGUGUGGAAGAGCCUACAAUCCACGGUUCAUGUACAUGUGGCCCAAUGCUCGAAUCUCGGUGAUGGGAGGAGAACAAGCAGCUAACGUUCUAGCACAGAUCACCAAAGAACAGAGAGAGAGAGAGGGCAAAACGUGGACAGAAGAGGAGGAACGUGCAUUGAAGGAUCCAGUCAUUAAGAAAUACGAUGCGGAAGGAAGUCCAUACUUCGCUAGUGCUAGGCUAUGGGACGAUGGUGUUAUUGACCCCAAAGACACACGUCUUGUAUUAGGACUCAGUCUUAGUGCUGCGUUGAAUGCCCCAGUCGAACACACAAGGUUUGGAGUGUUUAGGAUGUAACAUGGUGCAAGCUGGUCUUAAUGUCUUCAGGGAGAUCAAGAUCAUUAGUUCAGGUGUGAGAAACAGGAGCAAACUUUUAAUUGACUGCUAUAGUCAUGGAUUAUGUAUUCUCUCAUCGUCAGGUAUAUAGGACAGAAUGGAUGGUAGAAAAAGACUCCAUCAUAUGCAAUCAGGCCUUGUCCCAGGUCGAAAUUUUCACCACCUCAGGUGUACUUUUUUUUAUCACACAUGAGCACAUAUGAUGGAGUCUUAUAUCAAAGACAUAACAGGAAAAUUAACUGGAUCAUUUAGUCACAGUUUCUGGAUGGUUUUGUCAUGGAACACGCAUUAAAGACAUCAGAGGAAAAUUAACUGGCUGGUGCAUUCAUGGAUUAUGUAUUAAAGACAUCAAGUGAUCUUUUAUACACUUUCCACCAGAUAUAACAAUUGUGAUGUACUGGUUGGAAUGAGAAAAACAUUGGGUUUACCCAGGGAGAUUGAUACAUAGAGGUUAUCAUACGAGCUGGUGUCAUACUGAUUUUAUGAAAUGAGUGUCGGGAUUUUUGUAUUACCUGAGCGAGAACAUCCUUCAUAAAAACAGCACAACACACAUGUGAGUGUAAUAAUUUCUGUAUUAUCCAUAUUAUUAUUGUUAUUUUUGAUGAAAAACAAGGACCGUCUCAAAAUAUUUCAACCACAACCAGAAGAAGAUGACGAAAUGAUGUCAUAUUUCACAUGCAAAGUCUUAGCUAGGACUGGGGAAAACAAUGUCAUGUUAUAACAUUGCUUCAGAAAAUUGUUAUUACACGUGUGCUUUGUAUGAUAUAUUAUUAUUAACUCAGUUAUGUUGAACCAAGUGGAUAAUAAUACCAACCAUGACACCUCAGGUGAAUGUUCUACCACUGAACUGCAUCUCUCAUAUGCCAGUUGUAGAACACUGUUUGAAAUGGGAGAUCAUUUGAUAGGUGAAAUUAUGUGAAUCAUGCUGUAUUUGAUCAAUUCAUAUUCAAAUGUUUGAGGUGCUUAAUAUACUGAACAACGAAAGAAAAUCAUAUUUUAAUUAAGUUUUAUUCUUACACACCCGUUGGUGAGAACACCAUGCAUUAUUUUUGGUUACAAAUUUCAAGACAUAUAACUGGCUGCUCUUAG
Messenger RNA from Gigantopelta aegis, 2879 nucleotides. RefSeq names its product methylcrotonoyl-CoA carboxylase beta chain, mitochondrial-like. The coding region runs from base 36 to 1751 and encodes 571 amino acids. Gene Ontology annotation, cellular component: mitochondrion; methylcrotonoyl-CoA carboxylase complex. Gene Ontology annotation, biological process: L-leucine catabolic process. The record is from RefSeq and is a predicted model, not a curated record. Lineage: Eukaryota; Metazoa; Mollusca; Gastropoda; Neomphalida; Peltospiridae. The transcript is spliced from 17 exons. Gene Ontology annotation, molecular function: methylcrotonoyl-CoA carboxylase activity.